AUGGAUGUGUUGAAGAAUAGUAUUUUUGGUAAGUUUUUAGAGUUGAAUGAAGUGAGUCACUCUGGGAAGUUGACUCAUUGUAUGCUGCUGUCUCAACUUUUCUACAAGGAUAGAAGCAAAAUGGUUUUUAAAGUUUUUGGGCAUGAUGUAGCAUUUACAGAAGAAGAUUUCCACACUAUUACCGGACAUAAGAUUGAGUCAUCUGAUUAUAGUUUCGUGGACUCUAGAAUGAACCAUUUAAAGGAACGGUGUUUUUCUGAAGUGAAAAAGGGAGAUGAUGUAUGUGUUGAUGUCGAGGUUUGCGAUGAAGAUGCAGUAAAGCUUGCUAAGAUUUAUUUAUUAGAAGCAGUUCUAUUGGGUAAAUUUGAAGGUAGAAAUAUAAGUGAUCGUUGUAUGAAAGUCAUAGACGAUGAAGAUCUUUCCGUUUCUUUUCCAUGGAGCAAUUUCAUUUUUGAUGAGUUUAUUUAUAAUUUGUCUCAUCUUCUAACAACUGACUCAGUGAAAAAGAAACCAAUUGGUAGGAUCCCAUCUUAUACGUCACUUGGAUUCCCAUUUUUGUUCAACAUACUUUCAGUAUAA
Nicotiana tabacum (common tobacco) is the source of this 579-nucleotide messenger RNA. Lineage: Eukaryota; Viridiplantae; Streptophyta; Magnoliopsida; Solanales; Solanaceae. The record is from RefSeq and is a predicted model, not a curated record.